CGACAAUUUGCGGGCGCCAAGCGAGCUCGCACGCAGCAAACGGCUGGAUCCGACGCCGUCGCCGCUGUCAGCCAUCACCGUUUGCAACAGUGCGCUACGAAUUUUGGAGGUAUACGCAGCGGUAGACAGCUGCGCAUCCGCUCCUCCUGAGACCGCUAAACGCAGCCAUGUCCACCCUCGUCGAGCAGACCAAAGCCCGCAAGGACUACCACGCGAAAUGGGACGCCAUCGCGAAGGAAGAAGUCCAACGGGUCGAGGACGAGGACGCCCUGGACAAGCAGGCGUCCUCCCUCUCUCUGGGCACCGACAGCGGCCCGAAGUCCGAGGCCGAGGCGCAGGACAAGGCAACCAACAAGGCAUUAAGAGAAGCGAAGGCCCUCUGGGAGAAGCGGCGGGACGAGGAGACGAAGCAGAAGCUCAUCAUUAAGGGCGAGACGAAGACGGUCGUAGUGGACCCGAAGCUACUCGGCGAUGCGUUGGUCGUCGACAUCCAAGAAUGCAAGAAAGCGGUCGUCACGUUAAUUCCAGGCUUGAAAGUCGCCAAGGUCUUCGUGAGCCAGUGCGAGGACGUGGUGGUGGAGGUGCGGUGCCCCCUCAUCACGUCAUUUGUGGAAGUCAGUCGGUGCACGAAGACGACGCUCAUCACCUCCAAAGUGUUACACACGGUGCAGUGCGACUUAUGUGACGACUGUUCUAUCAUAUGGGCCACUAUCGAGUGUUUCAACGAAGCGCAGGAUCCCGGGUCGCGGGUCUACUCCGCGGCGUGCCGGCGGCUCGGUGUCGCUGUUGGCGGGCGCCAGGACUCGCUUCGCGUCGAGGUGGACAACUUCGACCGCUCUCUUUGCGACAAAGACACGCCGAUCAAGGAGCAGCAGUUCGUCACGCAGCUGGUCGACGGGAAGUUACUCACGGAACGCAUCGUGCAAGGGACGUCCAAGCGAUUGGUCGGGACUACUUUGAGGGAGCUGGAGCGGGAGGGGGCGUCAGCAACAACGGUCGCCGAGGAGCAGGCCGCCGACGCGGAGCGCGAGAAGCUCGCGGGCAACCAGGCGUUCCAGAAGAGGGAAUAUGGGCAGGCCGCGGUGCACUACACGGUCGCGCUCGAGCGGCCGGCCUUCGCUUCUGGAAGACCGCGGGCCGUGGUGCUCGCGAACCGGUCGGCGUGCUUCCUGAAGCUGGGCGACCACGGCCGCGCGUUGGAGGACGCGGCGGCGGCGGCCGGCUUCGACGAUACGUAUGCCAAGGCCCACUUCCGGCGCGGCCUGGCGCUGCACGCGCUGGGGAGGUAUCGCGAGGCGCUGCCCGAGCUCGGGAAGGCCCGCGACCUCGAACCGAAGAACGCGCAGGUCGCGGACGCGAUACGGUUCGCGGAGAUGCGCCUGAGCCGGGGGGCGUAA
Molecule: messenger RNA, 1397 nt
Organism: Pelagomonas calceolata
Lineage: Eukaryota; Pelagophyceae; Pelagomonadales; Pelagomonadaceae
Source: the annotation of a GenBank genome assembly